AUGGCACAACGAAAGCUACAGCAAGAAAUUGACAAGACGUUCAAACGUGUUGCCGAAGGUGUGCAAGCAUUCGAGGGCAUCUACGACAAGCUACAACAAUCGACGAAUCCCUCGCAAAAAGAGAAGCUCGAGGACAACCUGAAAAAGGAGAUCAAGAAGCUACAAAGGUCGCGAGACCAGAUCAAGGCAUGGGCUGCCCAGAAUGACAUCAAGGACAAGAAGCCAUUGCUAGAUCAGCGUAAGCUGAUCGAGACGCAAAUGGAAAAGUUCAAGGCCGUCGAAAAGGAAAUGAAGACAAAAGCUUUCUCCAAGGAAGGCCUAUCAGCUGCCGCAAAGCUCGAUCCGAAAGAGAAAGAGAAGCUCGAGAUAUGCGACUUCUUGGGGAAUAUGGUUGAAGAGCUGGAAAGACAGAUCGAGGUCACAGAAGCAGAAGCCGAGACAUUACAAGCGAAUAUGAAGAAGGGAAAGAAGGACACGGCCAAGGCCGACAGGAUAGCAGAGCUGGAACGAAUGGCCGAACGACAUAAAUGGCACCAAGGAAAGCUCGAACUACUACUACGAUCUCUGGAAAACGGCGGAGUGGAUACAGACCAAGUCAAGGACAUCGAAGAAGGCAUCAAGUACUAUGUCGAGAACAACCAGGAAGUCGAUUUCAUGGAGGACGACACAAUCUACGACGAUCUAAACCUCGACGCCGACGAGCAAAUGUUUGGUCUGCAAGGUGAAGACGAUCGCGUGUCUUCACAAGACAACCAAUCACAACACGACGAUAGUCCGGAACAACCUGAGCCGGUACAGAAGGUCGCACAGCCCACACCGGCGAAGCUCACAAAGCAAUCCUCGGUCGACAUCCCCAGCGCUCAGCCCAGGAGACCGUCAGUACAGCUCAAGUCGCCGUUACCAGCACUAGCUACGCUGCAUGCCUCGAUACCGAGUAGCGUAAACGGCAACGCGCCGCCGGGCAUGAAGCCCGCUCCUCUGCCAAACAUUCCCACUGGUCAAACUUUGAAAUACGCCUCGGCUGCAGCUGCUGCCGCCGCGAGCGACAAGAGCGGUGUUGGCAUCGCUCCCCUUCCGCCGCCGCCUGGUGCGACCGCCGCGACCGCGCGACAAAGCUCGACUGCUUCGCCCGCUCCAACCCCUUCACAACCAGUCACUCACCAACCUUCGCCGGCGCAACCGCCGCCGCCUCAACCUGCGAAAACUCAAGAGCCACCUGCCAAGUCUCCGUCGCCCGCUCAAGAACCUGCUCCACCUGCCCCGGAGCUCAAGGUCAAGAAGAAUGGAAAGCAAGCUCAACAGCCCUCGCAGGAUUCUGGCGUUGCUCUCACAAAUGGCGAGUCAUCUAAGCAACCACAACAACCACAGCAGCAACAAGUAGAAGAGGAGGAAGAGGACGAGUCCAUCUAUCAUCUGCCGUCAAGCUUGUCCGACCUGCUUGACUCUUUCACCGCCACAAAGCAGCGUGCCAUCUCAGCGAAUCCACCGGUACCAGAGGACCACUUGCUCUCCUUGUCACGGAGCAGUAUGCCCACACCUAUGGACGCCGAGAAACCAUACCACUACAAGCCAGCGUCGCCGUAUGCUUACACACCGGCUCACUACCCCCAAGAGCCUCUCACUGUGUUUGACGACCCGCGACUGUACAGUAGAAUUGAGACGGAUACACUGUUCUACGCCUUUUACUACCGCCAGGGUACUUACCAGCAGUUCCUGGCGGCAAAGGCAUUGAAGAGUCAAAGUUGGCGCUUCCACAAGCAGUACCAGACUUGGUUCCAACGACACGAAGAGCCCAAGAACAUCACCGAGGAGUACGAACAAGGAACAUAUCGCUUCUUUGACUAUGAAAGCACAUGGAUGAACCGUAGAAAGGGAGAUUUCAAGUUUGCUUACAAGUUCCUCGAGGACGAACUUUGA
Messenger RNA from Aureobasidium pullulans EXF-150, 1917 nucleotides. RefSeq lists its product as uncharacterized. Gene Ontology annotation, biological process: regulation of DNA-templated transcription; nuclear-transcribed mRNA poly(A) tail shortening. Gene Ontology annotation, cellular component: P-body; nucleus; CCR4-NOT core complex. The transcript is spliced from 4 exons. NCBI's taxonomy places the organism in Eukaryota, Fungi, Ascomycota, Dothideomycetes, Dothideales, Saccotheciaceae. The coding region runs from base 1 to 1917 and encodes 638 amino acids. The record is from RefSeq and is a predicted model, not a curated record.